AUGGAUGAGGAUCAAGGACCACAAUCCAUUGCGCCUGAGCAUGCACCAUCCAAGACAAUCGCUCAGCGCUACAAUGGUCUCGUUAAAGCGUUUACAACUAGGCACGGCCUGAUCGGCGAUUACGACUAUGGCUUCCUCUUUCGACCAAACCUACCUUUCAUGAAGAAGAGCGUUAACCCAAGCCCUUUCUUUGGACUCAACGAUAAGAUGCCAGUUCUUCUUGGUUUGCUCCUGGGGUUCCAGCAUGCACUGGCCAUGUUAGCAGGAGUCAUUACACCACCCAUCAUCAUCAGCAGCAGCGCCAACCUAUUACCUGAACAACAACAAUAUCUUGUCUCGACUGCCCUCAUUGUUUCGGGCAUCUUCUCCGCUGUCCAAAUUACUCGGUUCAGACUUUUCGGCACAAACUACUACCUGGGCACCGGAGUACUAUCAGUUGUGGGCGUGUCUUUUAGCGUCAUCCCAGUGGCCUCUGGAGGCCUUGCUCAGAUGUACGCUAAUGGUUUCUGUCCCUCUGACUCUUCUGGAAACCCUUUGCCUUGCCCUGAGGGAUACGGUGCGAUCCUGGGUACCUCGGCCGUAUGCGCUCUUGUCAAUGUUCUAGUUUCUUUCAUCCCUGCCAAGUUCUUGUUGCGAGUGCUGCCACCCAUCGUUACCGGCCCUACUGUCAUGCUCAUUGGCAUCAAACUCAUCAAGUCGGGGUUCUCCAACUGGAUGGGAGGCAGCGGAGGCUGUAUGACAGCUACCGAUGGAUUGUUUGCUUUGUGCCCUGAUAUCAACGCACCUCAUCCUCUACCAUGGGGAUCUGCAGAAUUCUUGGGUCUGGGAUUCUCUGUUUUUGUUGCCAUCAUCCUGUGUGAGCGAUUUGGUUCACCUAUUAUGAAGUCAACGUCAGUUGUUAUUGGAUUAUUGUUUGGGUGCAUCAUAGCUGCCGCUUGCGGCUAUUUCGACCGAUCCGGCAUCGACGCAGCUCCUGUUGCAUCGUUCGCAUGGGUACACACCUUCCCACUCUCAGUUUAUGGACCCCUUGUCCUUCCUCUCAUCGCAGUUUACCUUGUCUGCGCUACUGAAGCCAUCGGUGAUGUCACGGCUACAUGCGACGUUUCGAAACUCGAAGUCACUGGAAAGACUUAUGAGUCUCGUAUCCAGGGUGGUAUCCUGUCUGAUGGCCUUGCAGGCUGCAUUGGCGCUCUGAUGACCAUGACUCCCAUGUCUGUCUUUGCUCAGAACAACGGUGUCAUUAUUCUCACUCGCUGUGCUAACCGCAAAGCUGGUCUUGCGUGCGCAAUGUUCUUGGUUAUUAUGGGAAUUUUUGCCAAGUUUGCUGCGGCUCUUAUUGCCAUCCCGUCAGCCGUGCUGGGUGGUAUGACCACUUUCCUCUUCAGCGCCGUUGCCGUGUCUGGCAUGUCGAUCAUCGUCCGUGGUGUGCCAUUUACUCGACGUAAUCGCUUUAUUCUCACUGCCGGCUUUGCCUUGGGAUACGGUGCUACACUUCUCCCCAAUUACUUUGACGAAGUCUUCACAUACAAGGGAGACAACCGCUCCUUGCAGGGUUUCUUGGACGCCAUCGUUCUUAUUAUGGAGACCGGAUUUGCUAUUGCCGCCAUAGUCUGCGUGAUAUUGAACCUCACCCUUCCUGAGGAGUUAGGGGAUGAAAUUGAUGCUGCACGAUCCACAACCGAUAUUACGAUGCACGAGGAGACAGAGCAGAACAAGGCCAUUGCGGGACCAAGUCGAGAUCACAGCAUCGAUCCGAAAAAGGAGGGCUAA
Fusarium pseudograminearum CS3096 is the source of this 1770-nucleotide messenger RNA. RefSeq lists its product as uncharacterized. Gene Ontology annotation, cellular component: fungal-type vacuole; membrane. Bases 1 to 1770 code for a protein of 589 amino acids. Gene Ontology annotation, biological process: xanthine transport; transmembrane transport. The transcript is spliced from 2 exons. The record is from RefSeq and is a predicted model, not a curated record. NCBI's taxonomy places the organism in Eukaryota, Fungi, Ascomycota, Sordariomycetes, Hypocreales, Nectriaceae. Gene Ontology annotation, molecular function: xanthine transmembrane transporter activity.